AUGUUCUCUAAAUUUAGUUAAUAUUUUACAAAAAAGACUUUUGGUUAUGGAAGUUUAUCUUUGUUGAGCUUAGUAGGAAUCAACCACUAACUCUAAAAGAGUAAGACCACUGUUUAUUCUAAGGAAAAUGAUGAAAUUAACGUAUGUGUUACAGGAGCUGCUGGUCAAAUUGGAUAUGCUUUCUUACCUCUCCUUCUUACAGGAUAAUGCUUUGGAGAUAAAAAAAUAAAUCUUCGUUUGCUUGAUGUUCCAUAAGCAGAAUCGAUUUUGUAGGGAGUUGAGCUUGAACUUUAAGAUGGAGCUUACCCUCUCCUUAAAAGUAUUAAAACUGGCUCUAAUGAAAGUAUAUUGUUUUAAGAUGUUGAUGUAGCUGUCUUCAUAGGAGGUUUCCCAAGAAAGCCAGGCAUGGAAAGAAAAGAUUUACUCACUAUAAACGGAAAUAUUUUCAAGAAAUAAGGUUAAGCUUUAGAUACAGUUGCUAAAAAAACCUGCAAAUCUUUAGUAGUAGCCAAUCCUGCCAACACAAACUGUCUCAUUUUAGCAGAAACUGCUAAGAGCAUUCCAAAAUAGAAUUUCUCUGCAUUGACAAGAUUAGACCACAAUAGAGCUAUUAGUUAAAUUGCUCUUAAAGCUGGCUGCUCAAUAACUGAUGUAAAAAAUGUUAUCAUUUGGGGUAAUCACUCAACAACUCAAUAUCCAGAUGUAAAUCAUGGAACUGUCUUAGGAAAGAGAAUCAGAUAAUUUAUUAACGAUGAAGCCUAUUUAAAUAAUGCAUUUAUUGAAAGAGUGUAAAAAAGAGGUGGUGAAGUUCUUGCAGCUAGAAAAAAUUCCUCUGUUAUGAGUGCUGCUAAUGCUGUCAAAGAUCACUUGCAUGACUGGUAUUUUGGAACUAAGUCAGGAGAGUUUGUAUCAAUGGCUGUUUACUCAGAUGGCUCAUAUGGUGUUCCAAAAGGACUCAUUUUUUCUUAUCCAGUAACUUGUUCUAACUUUAACUAUAAGAUCGUAUAAGGAUUAAACAUUGAUGAAUUCUCUAAAGAGAAGAUAAGAAUUACAACUGAAGAACUUCUUUCAGAAAAGGCUGAUGCAUUUUCUGCUUGA
This is a messenger RNA of Tetrahymena thermophila SB210, 1098 nucleotides long. RefSeq names its product cytoplasmic and cytosolic malate dehydrogenase family protein. Gene Ontology annotation, molecular function: L-malate dehydrogenase (NAD+) activity. The transcript has 2 exons. The record is from RefSeq and is a predicted model, not a curated record. Gene Ontology annotation, biological process: oxaloacetate metabolic process; malate metabolic process; tricarboxylic acid cycle. NCBI's taxonomy places the organism in Eukaryota, Ciliophora, Oligohymenophorea, Hymenostomatida, Tetrahymenidae.